Messenger RNA from Anolis sagrei ordinatus, 3364 nucleotides. NCBI's taxonomy places the organism in Eukaryota, Metazoa, Chordata, Lepidosauria, Squamata, Anolidae. The record is from RefSeq and is a predicted model, not a curated record.
UAUUACGGAAACGUCUAUACUGCUUUUCUCCAGUACAGACCCAAGGUGGCUCACAUCAUAUUUAAAAAUAUACAUACAAAUAGUUAAAAACCGAAACCAAACCCCGACAUUUGGAUGACCUACAAUGCCAUGCAAUCCUUCGACUGGGUGAUAUAUCCAUAGACUUUGGCAUGCCCUAGAACACUACGACUCUCCAUGACUGUUGGGCAACCUAGACCAUCAACACACCAUAACACUGUGGCAUUCCUGAACUAAAAGGCAACACUAUACAGCCUUACUGUUGGAUGACCGAGACCAUCACCAUAGCAGAAUGCCAUGGCUAGGAGGCAAUGCUAUUCCCAGACCAUGAAUGCUGAAUGACCUGAAACAUCACCAUAUCAUGACAUCACAGUAUUUCCUGAAGUAGAUGUUAUCCCCAGGCUUUUGAGAUGACUGAGGGAGUCAGAACACAGCAAUGCCUCAUGACUGUUGAACAACCUAGAGCAUCCCCCUACCAGGACGUUAUGGUAUUGCUGAACUAGAUGGCGGCACCCAAACAUCCUGUGAUGGCUAAAUGACCUAGAACAUCAUGACACCCAGUGUUGAUUGGAUAAUCUAGAAUGCAUCAUUGGCUAAAUCAACUACAACAUAUAAUUGGUCAGAUUAACCUGAACACAUUAUUGUUGAAAAACUUAGAACACAUUGCUGGUUGGAUCAACUAGAACACAUUUUUGUUGAACUACCUAGAACACAUGGUUGGUCAGAUUGCAAGGAACAUAUGGUUUGACUACAGUAUUGAGUGGAUGACCUAGAACACAUAUUCGCCUAGAACACAUUUUUGGUUGCCUACAACACAUUUUAUUGAAUUACCUAGGAUACAUCAUUGGUUAGAUGAACUAGAACACAUCAUAGGUUGGAUUAACUGGAACACAUUUUUGAUUGGAUCAACUAAAACACAUUGUUUGUUAGAUGACCUAAUUCAGAUUUUUUGUUGAAUUACCUGGAAUAGAAUGUUAGUUGGAUUGCCUAGAACAUUCUUAACCCGAUUGCCUAGAACACUUUCGUGAUUGGAUUGCCUUGAACACAUUGUUGAUUGGAUUGUCUAGGACACCUUGUUGUUUUGACUACACAGAACACAUUGCCGGUUGGAUGACCUAGAAUCUGCUGCCAGUUGGGCAGCCUGGAACCCGCCAGGGCAUGGGCUUCCUGUCGGCUCUGUCCUUGCGCGACCUGGUCGCCGCAGGGAUCCACGCCUUCCGGGACAGCGACACAUUUGCCGUGGCAGCAACCACCGCGCUGGCUGCCCUGUUUGUGUGGUACUGCUACCGGGUUGGCCGCGAGCAGCAGCAGCGCGCUCGGGCCCGGAACCCAGUUGCAACCCGCCCUGAUGCCCUUCCAGAUGGUUCUGGGCCAUUCUCGAACUCCCGGCUGUACCGGAACCUGCAGGAAUAUGCCAAGCGCUACUCAUGGUCAGGGAUGGGCCGCAUCCACAAGGCCAUCCGGAACAACCCAGCAGCGGCCUUCCGGAACACCCCAUCAAUCCAGAACCCAGGAGUGUUCUUCCUCCAGGACCUUCCCACUUCCCCGUACUUUCCCCGAGAAGCCCAGAAGCAUGAUGUUGAGCUGCUGGAGCGCAACUUCCAGACCAUCCUGGCCGAGUUCGAGGGACUCCCCUAUUUGAAUGACAAUGAAUAUUCGCAUCCUCAUUAUAAUAACCCACCCCCAGGGUGGAAGGUGAAGGCCACGCCCACCGGAGAGCACAUAACUUUCGACCUGGUUUCCCGGGGGUUGGUUGUGGGGCGGAAUUGCCGCCAUUGCCCAAAGACGUACAGGUUGUUGUCGGGGCUGCGGACCUGCAUGGCAACAGGGAACGUCUUUGGGAACGCCCGAUUCAGCGUCCUCCGACCCGGAACCACAACUGAGGAGCGAUACGGGCCCUCCAACAUACGCCUACGCUGCCACCUGGGUCUGAAGACUCCCAGUAAUUGUGAACUGGUGGUUGGCGGGGAACCCCAAUGUUGGGCUCAAGGGAGGUGCCUUCUCUUCGAUGACUCUUUCUUGCAUACCGCCAGACAUGCAGGUCCUGUGGAAGAGGGCCCUCGUGUGGUCUUCCUGGUGGACUUGUGGCACCCCAACGUGGCCGCCGCUGAGAGGCAGGCCCUUGACUUCAUCUUCGCUCCGGGACGGUGAUGGUGAUCAUGAGGAUGAUGAUCACAAUGGCGGUGAAAGAACAAGGAGGAAAAACUGGAAGUCUCAACAAGGAGUCCUGGUGCAAUUGCACAAGAGCCAUCACAUGAGGGUUUCCCGCCGUGUGAACAUUUCCAGAAAUACAACCUACCUGUCACUUUGCUGACAAUGUGCGAGAUAAUGUCUUCACACGAGUGGACGUGGACACAAUCACUCUUGUGCAAGAUAUUAUUGUUAUAUUAUUGUUAGAAGUGUGAUAAGCAGCUUUGCACAAGUGCAACCAAAGUGUGAACCUCACUCUCUUAUUUAUUUAUUUUUGGACCAGCGAGCUGCAAUCAUGUAAAUAACACACUUGAGUCCCACUUGUGCAAAUUAUCCUGAUUUCUUCCGGGGGGAAAAAACACCGUUUGCACAAUCACUGUGCAUGAGUUGGGGGGAAGAAACCCAGCCUUUUUUUGGCUGAUAAGCUCCUUUGCACAGGUGUGCAAUUGUGAACACACACAUACACACCAUUGUGAUUUUUUCCUAAUUGGGAAACUAUUCUGUGAUCUCACAAGUGAAACCGUAUCAAACACGAGUGAUGCGCAAUCCGUGCAGAACGAUUUUUAUGUCAAUCACUGCCUUUGCACAAAGCACACAAAUUAUUAUUAUUAUUGUUAUUAUUUUGCUGUGUGAGACUUUUGUCAGUUUUGCACUUUUACAUGACAGUGUGCACAAUUGCAGUCGUGCAAAUGUGCAUACUCAUAGUGCAAAUUAGUGUUUGUAGAGUGGUGAGAAUCCACCUUUUCCUGGCAUUUUGCACUAGUGCUCCUCAUGCGAAAAUUCUCGCACGAGGGAAGAAAAAAAAGAUAUGUAAUCGUAUUUUGUGCACUUUUGUCCGUUUUUUCCUCGUGCGUUUUGUUCUGGAAAUUUCUGAAAAGAGGGUCGUCUUUUGUCGUCGACGUCUUUGUUAAUUAAGUAUAUAUUUCUCACAAAUAAAACAGGGAUAAAAGACAGGUAAUUAGUGACACUUGUGAACCGACCGAGGGGAAGAUACAAUUGUGAUCUUUUCCUGUGAAAUAAGCGUAUUGUAUUUUUUUAAUAAUAUAUUUAUUAUUAUUUGAAAAUUCAGUUUUAUUGUUGUCUAUGAGCCUCUUUUAGCCUAAUAUUAUUUUGUCUAUUUUAUUAUUACAUGUUAUAAUAUUAUCACAUUUUUUCA